AUGGCUGAAGAAGAACACACCUUUGAGACCGUCGAUGCCGGUUCCUCUUUGACCUACCCAAUGCAAUGUUCCGCUCUAAGAAAGAACGGUUUCGUUGUCAUCAAGAGCAGACCAUGCAAGAUUGUCGACAUGUCUACUUCCAAGACCGGUAAGCACGGUCACGCCAAGGUCCACUUGGUCGCCAUCGACAUCUUCACUGGUAAGAAGUUGGAAGAUUUGUCUCCAUCCACCCACAACAUGGAUGUUCCAAACGUCAAGAGAACUGAAUACCAACUAUUGGACAUUGACGACGGUUUCUUGUCUUUGAUGACCGCUGACGGUGACACCAAGGAUGACGUCCGUACCCCAGACGGUGACAUCGGUGAGCAAAUCCAAUCUGGUUUCGACGAAGGUAAGGACUUGAUGGUCACCAUCAUCUCCGCCAUGGGUGAAGAAGCCGCCAUCUCUUGCAAGGAGGCUCCAAGAUCCGACUAA
Lachancea dasiensis is the source of this 474-nucleotide messenger RNA. NCBI's taxonomy places the organism in Eukaryota, Fungi, Ascomycota, Saccharomycetes, Saccharomycetales, Saccharomycetaceae. The record is from the annotation of a GenBank genome assembly.